AUGCGCGACGCUACGACCGCACUUACUGACUUGGCGCAGCUUGCCGGGGAUAGAACCGUCGGGGGUGAAACAAGCAGGUGUGAUGCUGCGGCAUGCGAAGCUGCAACGAUAGUGACUGCUGCAUCCGACAAUCUCGCAUUCGAGGCUUCAACAUACUGCGCUAUAGGAUCUGCUAGUUUCGCUUCCGCAGCUGCAGGUUCGGAUGAUGCUGCAGGAUCGGAUGAUGCUGCAGGAUCGGAUGAUGCUGCAGGAUCGGAUGAUGCAGCAGCAUGCGAUGCUGCAUCCGACAAUUUCGUAACCGUGGCUUCCGCAUCCUGCGCUGCAGGUUCUGACAGUUCCGCUUUCGAAGCUUCAGAGUCGGACGGUUCGGCAUUUGAAGCUGCAGCAUCAAAAGCUUUAGCAGCAUCAAACGUUUCGGAAUGCGACGCUUCCAGAUGCGACAAUUCAGCAUACGACGCUUCAGCAUGCGACGCUUCAGCAUACGACGCUUCAGCGCCCGACACUCCUGGAGCAUCUGACGUCACCGCCGGCAGCUCUAGCAGCAGUGUAGCUGCAGCGAUGGGUGGGGGAACAAGAUUGGUGCUGCUGUUGGAACUCGCACGCUGCAGGCACGACUUUGCCUUUUUCUCGCCGUUCCUCCAAAAGCUAAGCGCAGAAACAAAUGAAGGGUAG
Messenger RNA from Closterium sp. Yama58-4, 672 nucleotides. Lineage: Eukaryota; Viridiplantae; Streptophyta; Zygnematophyceae; Desmidiales; Closteriaceae. The record is from the annotation of a GenBank genome assembly.